Messenger RNA from Cricetulus griseus (Chinese hamster), 984 nucleotides. Lineage: Eukaryota; Metazoa; Chordata; Mammalia; Rodentia; Cricetidae. The record is from RefSeq and is a predicted model, not a curated record.
AUGGAGCGAAGGAACUACAGUGGGCGAGUUAGCGAAUUUGUGUUGCUGGGUUUCCCAGCUCCUGCACCACUGCGGGCAUUACUGUUUUUCUUUUCUCUGCUGGCCUAUGUGUUGGUGCUGACUGAAAAUGCACUCAUCAUUACAGCAAUUAGGAGCCACCCCACGCUCCACAAACCCAUGUAUUUUUUCUUGGCUAAUAUGUCAUUCCUGGAGAUUUGGUAUGUCACUGUCACAAUUCCUAAGAUGCUUGAUGGCUUCAUUAGCUCCAAUCAGAACCGCGGACAGCUGAUUUCCUUUGAGGGCUGCAUGACACAGCUCUACUUUUUCCUGGGUUUGGGCUGCACUGAGUGUGUCCUUCUUGCUGUUAUGGCCUAUGACCGCUAUGUGGCUAUCUGUCACCCACUCCAUUACCCUGUCAUUGUCAGUAAUCGGCUCUGUGUGCAGAUGGCAGCUGGAUCCUGGGCUGGAGGUUUCGGCAUCUCAAUGGUUAAAGUUUUCCUCAUUUCUCGUCUGUCUUACUGUGGGCCCAACACCAUCAACCACUUUUUCUGUGAUGUUUCUCCAUUGCUCAACCUCUCAUGCACUGACAUGUCCACAGCAGAACUUACAGAUUUUAUCCUGGCCAUUUUUAUUCUGCUGGGGCCACUCUCUGUCACUGGAGCCUCCUACAUGGCCAUCACUGGUGCUGUGAUGCGCAUCCCCUCAGCUGCUGGCCGCCAUAAAGCCUUUUCUACCUGUGCUUCCCACCUUACUGUUGUGAUCAUCUUCUAUGCAGCCAGUAUCUUCAUCUACGCCAGGCCUAAAGCACUCUCAGCUUUUGACACCAACAAGCUGGUCUCUGUACUCUAUGCAGUCAUCGUACCGCUGCUCAAUCCUAUCAUUUACUGCUUGCGCAACCAAGAGGUCAAAAGAGCCUUACGUCGCACUCUGCACUUGCACCAGGGCCAGGAUGCUAAUGCCAAGAAACCUGGCAGAGAUGGUUAG